This is a messenger RNA of Closterium sp. Yama58-4, 474 nucleotides long. NCBI's taxonomy places the organism in Eukaryota, Viridiplantae, Streptophyta, Zygnematophyceae, Desmidiales, Closteriaceae. The record is from the annotation of a GenBank genome assembly.
AUGCCUCCUUUCUGUUCCCCACGCCUCUCCCUCUCAACUCCCUCUCUCCUCCCUCGCUCUUCCCUCGCUCCUCCCUCUCUCCUCGCUCUCUCCUCCCCUCUUCUCCCUUCUCCUACCUUCUCAUCCCCCUCACCUCCCCUCUUCUUCCUUCUCGUACCCUCUCCUCCCCCUCUCCUCCCAUCUCCUCCUCUCUCCUGCCCCGCUCCUCCCUCCCGUCUCCAUCCCUAUGCAGCCACUGAUGGCAGCAUGUGCACGCCACCUCAUAGAGGCACUCAGGUCUGUGUACCUUCCUUCAUGCCUCCCCUCUGUCCCCCAUACCCCUCCCUCUCCUUCAUAGAGGCACUCAGUCAGCAGGGAGUGACCCGUCCGCUGCUGCUCUGCCUGGGGCUCAAGAGUCACUCACAGAAAACUCUUAAGGCCAUCUUUACAUCUCUCCUCGACUCUCGGUUUUGGAUUCCAUCUGCUUUAGCAUGA